AUGCCUAACGCUCGCGUACUCCGAGACAUCAAGGCUCGCAACGUCGUGAAGGCUAAUGAGGUCCUCCGUAGGGCCUAUCUAUAUGUGGCGCGCAACGAGACCCUGUCCCCGCAAGUGCGACACCAGGCUCAGCUGCAACUGAACACGUUUGGAAAGUACACUCGUCCUACGACGGUGAAGAACCGUUGCUCGGAAUCUGGACGUGGUCGGGGGAUCAUGAGCGAGUUCGCGCUUUGCCGAUAUCAAUUCCGACUGAAGGCGUUGAACCUGGAACUCCCUGGUGUGCGCAAAGCUUCUUGGUAG
This is a messenger RNA of Suillus paluster, 303 nucleotides long. RefSeq lists its product as uncharacterized. The record is from RefSeq and is a predicted model, not a curated record. The coding region runs from base 1 to 303 and encodes 100 amino acids. Gene Ontology annotation, biological process: translation. NCBI's taxonomy places the organism in Eukaryota, Fungi, Basidiomycota, Agaricomycetes, Boletales, Suillaceae. Gene Ontology annotation, cellular component: mitochondrial small ribosomal subunit; ribosome. Gene Ontology annotation, molecular function: structural constituent of ribosome. The transcript is spliced from 2 exons.